Molecule: messenger RNA, 3704 nt
Organism: Solenopsis invicta (red fire ant)
Lineage: Eukaryota; Metazoa; Arthropoda; Insecta; Hymenoptera; Formicidae
Exons: 5
Coding region: 834-1595 (253 amino acids)
Source: RefSeq, a predicted model, not a curated record
UUGUCGGGACAGGCUGCUAGCACAGAUAGACAUUUUUGUUCGCAAUUUCGAUGCUUUCGUGGCCAUUGUUAUGCUUUUUGUGGACUCAUUAUUUUGUAAAUUUAGAAAUGUAGUGUAACUUGAGCGAUUUAACAUACAUAUAUUUAUGAUCGCAUUUCGAAUUUAUUACAUUCUGUGCAAACGUCAAGGAAACUACUGUUCUUGCGUUUUACAAUAUGUUGACUCAGCAAUACAAAUCAACGAUCAACGAAUCAAUCUCAAAAUUCUCAUUUUUGUAAUUAUAUCAUUAUAUUAUAAAUAGGUUCUAUAACAUGGUUGAUGAAGAGACUCGAAAAAUAUUAAAAGAUUUGAAGCUGGAAAAUCUCAUUGAAAAUUUUGAAAAAACUAGAUGACGAAAAAGAAAUUGAAACUUUAAUUAAUUUACUUGAUUUGAGUAAUGAGAAUCCACAAAAUAAUUGUACAAAUGAUUUCAAACAAUCUAUGAUAAAUUUAAAGGACUUACUUUUAAAAUAUAAAAUAGGCCAACAGAUUUUAAAUUAUUAUGAAAGAGAAAAUCAACUGCAAGAAAAUUGUAGAAAUAAGUUGUGCGACAUUAUCAUUAAUGACAUCGAAAAAUGUAAAGUAUGUUUUUAAAUAUUUUAUCUUAUUUUUAUUAAUAUAUUUUUUAAUUUGUUAUAUUGUUUUAUUAAUAUCUUUCUACUGUUUUAUAUAGAUUAACAAAUGAUUUGGCUGAUUAUAUAUCAAAAAACAUAAUUAAUACUUUUCCGACUGAAGUAGCCAUAACAUAUUAUAUCCCACUUGUAUCAAAGAAAAAUUCUGUUAUUAAAAAAUCCAUGGUUGCGCGUGGAAAAAUAAUGAACAUGUGGCGAAAUAGAUGUACCUUAUAUAAAAAGUUCGGAACUAAAUUGAAAAAAGAAGAAAAUGAAAAAGAAAAUAAUGCUCCACAGGAUAUAGAUCAAAAAGUCCAAGACAGUAUGAAAUGGUUAGAUGAGAACGUUGCUCCAUGGGAACUAGUUCUUCAACAUUGGCUAACUACUUUUGAUAUUAGACGGAAAGAUAUUAACAAUUUUGAAGAAAAAACUUUGCAUAAUCUACUGAAUAGAUGGUCUGUUUUGAAACAUCCACAGGGAUAUCAAUUAAUUGUUCAAGAUUUUGAUACAAUGAAUUUAAGUAAAGUAAAAUUGGAUUUAAAUAUAUGGCAACAAUUUGUGGACGUUAUAAUAAAACAUUCAACAUGUAACAUUAAAAAUGACGAAGUAAAUUUAAUGUUACAAAAGUUAAAAAAUAAGGAUAUUUUAGACGAUACAAAAGUGGCUAUAGGUCUUAUGUUACUUCCACAUUUAAUUCCGCCAAAAAGCCUGAAGAAAUAUAAAGGCAAAUGUUAUAAACCCUCAAUAGCUAACGCCAAAGAAAGCCUGAUAAAACAUGCAAGCAUUCCUGGAGACAUGAUUCUAAUCAGACAAGAAGCAAGAAAACGUGCUGAAAUGUUAAAUUUGACGUUACAACCGUAUAUAGUCAUUUUAGGUUCUCUUGACGAAGUAAAGAGACAUACAUUCAAGUGGACGACAUUUUAUAUAAAGCAAAUAGUACUUUAGAGGCAAUUGAUGUAUGCUACAAAACAUACCAUGUUUUUCAAGUAAGCUACCCUAUAAUGAGUGAAUACCUUUGGAUGCUAAUCCAAAAAGGUAUUUAUCACUUUACUACAAAGUGGAAUUUUAUAAUUCCUAAUAUGGAGUAUAUAUUAAGUAAAGUAACAAAAUCUUUUGAAAAAGCUAUUAACUCUAAAAGUACUGAUGUUUAAAAAGUAUUUUUAAAUUUUUAUUAUUAAAAUUAUAUUUUUUGUAAAACUUUUAAUCUAUAAGUUUAAGCUAGUAUAAGUUAAAAAUUUUCUUGUUUUGUAUAAAUAUAUUUAUUAGUUAUAUGGUAGUCUAAUUUUUUACAAUAAUUCUUUGUUUUUUUUGUGAACACACAUUUUCAUCGAUAGAUACUUUAAUGUUACAUAUAAAACUGAUUGUGAGACACAAGUUGCUUAUGAAUUCUACAGUGAAAUGUAAUUUUGAAGACUGCAUAGGUAGUUUUAAUAAUAUUUAUUCAUUGCGGAAACAUGUUUUAAAUACGCAUUGUAAAAUAUUAUCUCAACAGAAUGCUUGUAUAAAGCAAAAUGAAACAUUAACAAAUAAUGGAACAUUAAAAACUAAUGUUGAAACUUUUUAAAAUAAUGUACCAAAAUGCAAUGUCAAAAAUAAUUUGCAAUUUUUUAGUACUGAAAUGUUAUUUGAUGUGAUUGAUAAUACUGACGAAAUUAAUACUGAAUUUUUCAAAAAUAUAGUAUCCGAAUAUUCUGUUCGGUUUGUAACAAAAUUGUAUGCUACUGGAAAUUUAAAUAGAAAAUGUAUUCAUGAAAUAACAAAAAAUAUAGAAAUAAAUUACAUUUCCAUUUGUUUAGAUGUUUUAUCUAAGAAAUUUAAGGAUGUAAAAGAUUUUGAUGUUUUUUUAAAUAUUAUAAAAAAUGGCUUCAAAUUAUUUAAAUCAGAAUAUAAAAAAUUACAGUAUUUACAAGAAAGAGAUUGCUUGUUUAUGCCAAAAUUUAUACGUAUAAACUCUAUUUUAUCAUUUGUUAAAGUUAAGAAAAAAUAUCAAUCGCAUCUACAACAUAAAAAAUUAAGUAUAAUACCUCUAAAGUUAAUACUAAAAAAAUUUUUAGAGCUUCCAAAUGUAUAUCAACAAAUAAUGUCGCAUAUUGAAAAAAGUAAAAAAAAUGAAUAUUUAGUUUCUAUAUUUCAAACUGAUUUUUGGAGGUCUGUUGAAAAGAUUGCAAAUGGUAAAUUUAUUUUACCACUCAUAUUCUACUUUGAUGAUUUAGAAAUUAAUAACCCUUUGGGUUCUUGUAAGAAUAAAAAUAAAAUUGGUACAGUUUAUUGUCGUAUUGAUAGUUUACCAAAUGAAUUCUCCAGUUUAUUGGAAAAUAUCUUUUUAGUGCAAUUACAUAAUUAUCAAGAUCAUAAAGUUUUAGGAAAUAAAAAAAUUUUUAUUCAUGUCAUUAACCAAAUUAAUGAACUUUAUACUAACGGAAUUUUUAUUAAUGUAGAAGGAGAGACAAAACAGUUUAUUUUAUUUUAUCUCAUAUUGUUGGUGAUAACUUAGGUCUCAAUACGAUUCUGGGCUUUACCAAAAGCUUUAACUCUUCUCACUGUUGUCGUAUAUGUUACAUUUCCAAAGAAGAAAUGCAGAGUACAAUAAUUGAAAACAGCAAUUUAUUAAGAAAUGUUGGAAACUAUAAUAAACAUUUUGUCGAGAAAAGUCAUGGAAUUGUAGAAAACUGCGUUUUUCAUAAUAUUAUAAACUUUUACGUAACUAAAAAUAUAUCAGUAGAUCCUAUGCACGAUCUAUUGGAGGGUAUUUGUAGAUACGACAUUGCUAAAAUUUUAUAUGAUCUGAUAUGUAAUAAGAAAGCAUUCUCUGUAGAGAUACUUAAUGAAAAAAUUAAGAAUUUUUCUCAUUUAUUUGAUAAAAAUAUUCCUAUUAUAAAAUUAGAAUCUAUAAUUAACAGAAUGAUUAUCCUAUCCGCAUCAGAAAUGUAUUGUUAUUUAAUUUUUAAUCUUGGCCUAUUUAUAGGCGACUUAGUUCCUAUUAAAAACUCAGUAUGGAAACUAUACGUGAUGCUACGUAAAAUAGUAAAUAUUUCUAUGCUGGAAUCUAUUACU